CGGAACUGGGCUUUAGGGAUUUUAUCUGCAUACUGUGCUCGGUUCUACCCGGGGAUGCUAACGGAAUCACGACUACAAUCAUGCGUUCAUCAACAGACGAAAAAUAAACAUUGUAACGGUGUUAUUCCGUUUAUAAUAGUAAUAUUUUAUGAAAUACCGUGCAGAAUAAGCAGCAACAUUUGACAUUUUGGGAGACUGGACCUACACAGCAGACAACCACCAUGGCAGACAGUUUUAUGGGCAAGGCAGCUACCAUGGAGAUUCCUAUCAACAGCAAUGGAGAGACCCUGGCCGAGGAUGACAGUUUGGAGCAGGCUGCAAAGAUUCAGUGGACCUUAGAUGAGAAGGACCUGCAGCAGGUGAUGGUGUCUGGUCCCAACCUGAAUGAGACCAGCGUCGUGUCUGGAGGCUACGGAGGACCUGCAGGGGGCAUCAUACCCACCUCCUCCAUCAAAGACCUGCGAAUGAAGUCCAGGGGACAGGGUGUAGGUCUGGUCUCCAGCCAGUCAGCAGCCAGAAUGAUAACCAACCAGAACCAGACCGACCAGCCGUUCACAGGUACCACUGGACUAGGGUUGAAAAAUUCCAGGUUUACAGAAAUCCUGGUCAGAAGAUUUCCGGAAUUGGAAGGGUCGGGGAUGCACCACAGUAACAGCAACCAGAACAUGUCAGUGGAGGAGGCUAACCGUGGUGUGGCUGUGGAGAAACUAGACAGCGUUAAGAAGUGGGGCAUCAACACCUACAAGUGUACCAAGCAGAUGUUCUCGGAGCGGUUCGGCCGUGGUUCUCGGACGGUGGACCUGGAGCUGGAGGCCCAGAUAGACGUGCUCAGGGACACCAAGAGGAAGUACGAGUCUGUCCUGAGACUGACCACCGCCCUGACCAGCCACUUCUACAACAUGGUCCAGACCCAGCAGGCCUUGGGGGACACCUUCGCAGACCUCAGCCAGAAAUCACCUGAACUUCGGGAUGAGUUUGGCUACAAUGCGGAGACCCAGAAGUUGUUGUGUAGGAACGGGGAGGCUUUGCUUGGUGCCAUCAACUUCUUUGUGUCCAGCAUCAAUACACUGGUCAACAAGACCAUGGAGGACACACUGAUGACCAUCAAACUGUACGAGGCUGCAAGGCUGGAGUUUGAUGCGUACAGGGCCGACCUGGAGGAGUUGAGUCUGGGUCCUCGUGAUGCUGCCACCAUGGUGCGUAUAGAGGUGUCCCAGCAGCAGUACCAGGUGCAGAGAGACAAGUACGAACGGCUGCGCUCAGACGUCACCAUCAAACUCAAGUUCCUGGAGGAGAACAAGGUGAAGGUGAUGCACAAGCAGCUGCUCCUCUUCCAUAAUGCUAUCUCAGCCUACUUCGCUGGGAACCAGCAGCAGUUGGAACAGACACUGAGACAGUUCAACGUCAAGUUAAAGCCCCCAGGGUCAGACAAGCCCUCCUGGCUGGAGGAGAGCUAGAGUGAUUAGCUCCCAGUCCUCUGGGCCCGUAUCAAGCAUCUCCGAGUACGAAUACUGAUCCAAGAUCAGUUUUGCCUUUUUAGAUCAUAAUGAAUCAGAUUAUAUGGCUAGGCAGGACUUGAUCUUAGAUCAGCACUCCUACUCUGAGAUGCUUGAUACGUACGGCCCCAGGUCUCAGUCAGGUCUCUGGUAUAAAUGGGACACACAGAUGGAGAGACACACUGGGCUUGGAAGAAACAAGAGGAAUGGAUAGACGGAUGAACAGAUAUAUGUAAUCUACACGAACUGUAUAUAAAAACUAGAGAUGGGACAAGUAGAGACUAGUGAUGAUGAUACUAAGGGGAAAAGAAUGCUUAUCUAGUUUCAUUUAGUUUUGCCAAUUUGUUUAUAGAACGUCUAUUUUAUGUUGAUUUGUUGUGUUAAUUAUUCACAACAGAGCCUCAUGCUAUUGUUGCUGUGUAGCGUGACUUUUAAUUCAUCAUACUUUGAGAAAUUAUUCUAAGUUUAUACUUUGCACAUAAAUGUAAUCAUUCUUUUCAAACUGUUUUCGCUCUUUUGUAAAGUGUUAUGUAAAGCUUCCAGAGGUCGUCAUUUGAAAGGUCAGUAAACUGUUUACAUAUGUAGAGGAUAUCAAGAAUCUGGACCAGUUACAUUGUUUGCACCAGGUGAAGAUUAGAGGUAGAUUUAUGAAAGCGAAGUGAGAAACCUACAGUCUGUGGUAUACUAUUGAUGACAGAAAUGAUGGGUUAAAGGGGCAAUCCUGGAUUUGUAAAACAAGCAGUCAAGAAUCAAUGGCUAUAUAUCAUGAAUUUAAGUUAAAAAAAAUGGAUUUGAACCAAUUCCAUAUUGCCCCUUUUUCUAUCAAUGAUUUUGAGUACAGGAAGUACGACUUUUUCAUUUACAAUAGAUAAUCUCCCUCUGAUUAAUCCUACAGAUAAUGUUAUUACACGUGUUUAUUAUGUUAUGUCUUUAUAACAUAUAUCCCAAUAAUCAAAUAGAAUUUAUAUAUGUUUAUAAAAAUACCUCUACUAAUUCCAUUGAUGUAUGUUCUUGUUUUUUUCUCCCAUUUCUACAUCAAUAUUGUCUCCAUUUAAAAAAAAAAAAAACAUAUGGACCUGGUGUACAGUAUAUGAAAUGGUGGUUUAUAGUAUAUGGUUUGAUGUUUCCAUACAGACUUUAUAUUUCCUCACAAAAGCUGUACAGUAAUAACACUCGUCCAUCUGCUGUCCACUGAGUAUAUUGUAGUCAUCACCUGUAUAAGUGCUGUACCAUAUUGUGUUCACAUAUUACAUGGCAAUACAAUCCAAAACAUGGCUGAAAAAUGACUGGAA
Messenger RNA from Salvelinus namaycush (lake trout), 2788 nucleotides. Its product is annotated as arfaptin-2-like. Gene Ontology annotation, biological process: regulation of Arp2/3 complex-mediated actin nucleation; intracellular protein transport. The transcript is spliced from 10 exons. Gene Ontology annotation, cellular component: trans-Golgi network membrane. NCBI's taxonomy places the organism in Eukaryota, Metazoa, Chordata, Actinopteri, Salmoniformes, Salmonidae. The record is from RefSeq and is a predicted model, not a curated record. Gene Ontology annotation, molecular function: phospholipid binding; protein domain specific binding. The coding region runs from base 222 to 1457 and encodes 411 amino acids.